GAUUUAGGGCGUUCUCUCUCCUGGCGAUUUUCCAGUUCAUGGGCGACUAAAGCCCUUUGGAUUGUUGAUGUGGACGGUGGCCGGAGUCUAUGCGACAGUGUCAAACCUAUGACGAAGUAAGGGACGGGGAGCCCACCGACUAGUACUGUGUGCUCCAGUGGACCCGCCAGCGCUUACCAGCCCAUAAUCUCAAGUGAAUGGCAAUUUUUCAGCCCUUACCCACCCCACCUGUGAGUAAACCCCUGGGUCCCCCUUGUUCUGGGCUAGCCCAAGCAUCACUACUGUGGGUGCAUUAAUUGGCCAUAUAAAUGAAUAGGAGCAUAUUGUUGACUGCCAAGCUUGAAAAUGACAAAAUGUCCUUAGCUGCCCAUCUGCCAUUGGCAUAAGUGAGAGCCACAUGAAAUCCCCAAAUCUCCAGCAUGACACGCCAGAUAUAAAUAAAAGCUAUUAGUGGGGUACAACCUACCAGCUACCGUUGCCCUCGUACAUUCAUUGCUUUCCUACUGUGCUCUGACAUUGAAUGAAGUGCACAAACUGCCCGAGGCUUCGGGAUAAAAUCAAUCACACACGGGGCAGUAAUUAUGACAAGGAAAUUUAUUGAUCAGUUGUAGUUCAAGGCAGCCGUGUACCAGAAAUAUCCCUUCUGCCCUGCUUCAUUUGGGUUGCGCUUGGCUUUAUUUAUCACUGGCGACCAGUUGCCAAAAACUGGAUUUGACAUGGAUUACUGGAAACAUCUUCAUCCAUGGAGAGUAACGAUGUAUAUCAACCUGACACUGAUUAAUGGUUAAAUUACUGUAAAUAUCAUGUGCCAGUAACAGUCACAGGACGUUGGGGAGCAUCAUGGAAAUCCAUUAACAUGUCCGCCGGUCAUGGAACGCUCAAUAGGUCAAGGGUGAAAAGCAACGCACAUAGAGGUUGCAACCAGCAGAAUCUGACUAGUGGAACGAUGAGACGGCUAUAACAGACGGAGCUAGAGCAGACUAAGAGAACUGGAAACACAUUCAUGGAGAAAUUGGCAGAAGGACCUUGGCAAAUGAAGAGCUAAGGAAUGACCUAGAGAGCAACCAAUCCAUCAAGCCUGGUCUAUUCAUUUUAAAAUAACCAUUCCAGUUUCACUCUGGAGGAAGAGAGAGGGCAUUGGGUAAUGUAAAGGGCCCACUCUGCUAAAGGGAAACCUCUAGAACCAGUUGACCCAUCAUUGGCUUGUGUGAUAUGUUGACAUUUUGGGAACUGGUGAAUAUUUGCCUUGGCUUUCCUGAAUUUUGGAGGCAGAGUAGCUGACACAUUGCCUGGACGUUAUUCUCCCAACACAUUGUUAGGAAAGUAUAUUCUGCUGUUCUCUGAUACGCAUAGACUGUACCAAGGAACUUAUCCCUUAGGGCACUGCUUGGGAGUAGAAGGAUGAGAACAAUUCACGAAGGAGAGGAAUAUGAAGGGAAAGGAGAGACAAAUGAACUUUCAAGGAAGGAAAGUGCAAGCCGCAACAUGAGGAAUUCAGUAGGACAUGAGGACUUUGAAGAGUUUGUCCUGGAUUUUGAGGACUAUGACCUCUGGGAAUCCAUCAAAACCCAUCUAAAUGAUCCAGAAGGGACCAGCAGCUGCGUCAAUCUGGACGAUCAGUCUACACUCCGGAGGCACAUAGCAGCCAAGAACCGUGUCUCUAGGAAGGAGCCCACCAUCACUGCUCCCAUAUGGACCCGGGCUAAAAGGAAGAGAGAUAAGGGACCUCAUGAGGUGUUUGUGGAGCUGAACGAGUUGAUCUGUGAGGGGGUGCAUAAGAUGCAAUGGAGAGAGACCGCUCGCUGGAUCAAAUUUGAGGAGAAUGUGGAACAGGAGACAUCUCGGUGGGGGAAACCUCAUGUGGCCUCUCUCUCUUUCCGUAGCCUCUUGGAACUCAGGAAGACCAUCACGAAUGGCACUCUCUUUCUGGACCUGGAGCAGACAACCAUGCCCAGAAUUGUUCAGACCAUUGUGGACACGAUGGUGGUUUCUGAGCAGAUCGGAGCCUGUGACCGGGCAAGUGUGCAGAGGGCCCUGCUGCUGAAGCACAGCCACCCCAAUGAUGGAAGGGAGGCACACCACCCGCGGAGCAGUACUGGCAGCAGCACUGGGAACCAUCUUGAGAACAACAGCCCACCAAUCGAAAACAGCUUCAGCAAAUCACAUGACGCCGACAGCAAGCAGAAAACCCUAAAUGGUCCAGAAGGUCAUCGUAUGAAACACUGGAAGCUGAUGGAAAAGAUUCCUGAAAAUGCUGAAGCGACGGUGGUCCUUGUAGGGUGCGUGGAUUUCCUUGAGCAAGCAGCUACAGCGUUUGUGCGGCUCGACGAGGCUGUUUUACUGGAAUCGGUGCUGGAGGUGCCCAUCCCUGUCCGCUUCCUCUAUGUGUUGCUGGGUCCGACUCAGGCAAACAUGGAUUACCACGAGAUCGGCCGCUCCAUUUCCACUCUCAUGUCGGAUAAGGUCUUCCACGAAGCGGCGUAUACGGCCGCCGGGCGCCAGGACCUGCUCAAUGCCAUCAAUGAGUUCCUAGACUGCAGUAUGGUGCUCCCCCCAUGUGAGAUGCAGAGUAAAGACUUGCUCCGCUCCAUCGCUGCCUUCCAGAAGGACCUACUGAGAAAGAGGAGAGAGCGGGAGCAGCGACGUUCCGCCAGGGAGAAUGUUCCACCCACGGUGCAGGGUCAGUCUGUAGAGGCCAGGCAACUGAAGCCGGAUGAUGAAGAGGAUGAUGAGAGUCAGUCCGACCCUCUUGAGCGAUCCGGAUAUCUGUUUGGGGGUCUAGUGCGGGACAUCCGCAGGCGCUAUGUGAAGUAUUGGAGUGAUAUAAAAGACGGUCUCAAUAGCCAGUGCCUGGCCGCUGCACUCUUUAUCUACUUUGCAGCUCUCUCUCCAGCCAUCACCUUUGGUGGCCUACUAGGUGAGAAAACUCAAGGACUGAUGGGAGUGUCGGAGCUCAUAGUGUCCACCUCUGUUCUUGGUGUCAUCUUCGCCCUCCUUGCUGCCCAACCACUACUGAUCGUAGGCUUUUCUGGGCCCCUGCUUGUCUUUGAAGAGGCUUUUUUUAAGUUCUGCCAGGUUCAGGAAAUCGAGUACCUAACGGGGCGAGUGUGGAUCGGAUUUUGGCUCAUUUUCUUCAUCCUGGUGAUGGUGGCUGCCGAGGGGAGUUUCCUUGUCCGUUACAUCUCCCCAUUUACCCAGGAGAUCUUCGCCUUCCUCAUCUCUCUCAUCUUCAUCCACGAGACCUUCUAUAAACUCUACAAGGUGUUUGCAGAGCACCCUUUGCUCAGGACUUACCCCCCCGUGGGGGCUGUUGUUGGCCGCACUGCUGCUCUGGGCCCCCGUAUGCAGCCCAAUACCGCUCUGCUGUCUCUCAUACUCAUGGUGGGGACUUUCCUCAUUGCCUUUUUCCUGCGCAAGUUCAAGAACAGCCGUUUCCUAGGAGGGCAAGCUCGGCGAGUUAUUGGAGAUUUUGGAAUUCCCAUAUCAAUCCUAGUGAUGGUUUUUAUUGAUUAUGCAAUAACCGAUACCUACACACAGAAGCUGAAUGUUCCAUCGGGUCUCUCAGUUACAUCCCCUGGGAAGCGUGGCUGGUUUAUUGAUCCCAUGGGGACCUCCAAGCCUUUCCCACUAUGGAUGAUGUUUGCUUCAGCCAUUCCAGCUCUGCUGGUGUUUAUUCUCAUGUUUAUGGAGACGCAAAUCACUACUCUGAUUGUUAGCAGGAAGGAGAGGCGCUUGCAGAAGGGGAGUGGGUUCCACUUGGACCUUCUGCUUAUUGGCUCCUUGGGAGGGGUGUGCGCUCUCUUUGGGUUACCUUGGCUGACCGCGACGACGGUGCGAUCUGUGACUCACAUCAAUGCACUGACGGUCAUGAGCAAAACUGCGCCCGGCGAGAAACCGCGCAUCGCUGAAGUCAAGGAACAGAGAGUAACUGCUGUUCUGAUCUCUGCUUUAGUGGGACUCUCCAUAGUCAUGGGAGAAAUGCUGCGCCAGAUCCCAUUGGCUGUGCUUUUUGGGAUAUUCCUGUACAUGGGUGUGACCUCCCUAACUGGAAUUCAGCUGUUUGAGCGUCUUCUACUAAUUCUCAUGCACCCCAAGCACCACCCUGAGCACCCAUAUGUGGUAAAGGUCUGUACAUGGCGGAUGCAUCUCUUCACCUGCGUUCAGCUUUCUUGCAUUGUGAUUCUGUGGGUGGUGAAAUCCUCUCCGGCAUCACUCGCCUUCCCCUUUCUCCUAAUCCUUACUGUGCCACUGCGGAGGUUCGUGCUGCCUCGAUUCUUCCAGGAGAGAGAACUAAAAGCCUUGGACUCAGAAGACGUAGAACCAAACUUCGAUGAAGACGGUCGGGAUGAAUACAAUGAGCUGCACAUGCCUGUCUGAGGCCGAACCCCAAUUCUGCCCCGCGGGGCCUCACUCCCCCAUUCCCUUACUCUCGUCGGCCUUUCUGAACCUCUCUAUUGUUCUCCUGUGGACUUUUUCAAACAGAACACUGAGUCCAUUUUACUGUAUUUGUUUCAUUACUGAGCCCAUUGUACAGUGCUGAGCCCAUUGAUCCCUAUUCACCCUCCAACCAGCUAUAGUUACAGAUUAAAGGGCAAUAUUAAUACCCACAAUUCCAUGCAAGUUCUGCGACUGAAAAAGAAGAAUGGCAGAAGAGAGCAAGCCUGUGUGGGAAGAGAGCUGACUGCUGCUGCAUUGUUUCAGUAGUCGGAACCAGCAGUGAAGAGACCAGCGAGGGAAGGUUACAGUUCUGCUAUGAUCCCAGCUUUUGUCUGUACCAAGUCUAAAAGGGAUCUACUGAAAUACCA
This is a messenger RNA of Xenopus tropicalis (tropical clawed frog), 4805 nucleotides long. It is a transcript of the gene slc4a3, whose product is annotated as solute carrier family 4 (anion exchanger), member 3. Gene Ontology annotation, molecular function: solute:inorganic anion antiporter activity; monoatomic anion transmembrane transporter activity. The record is from RefSeq and is a predicted model, not a curated record. Gene Ontology annotation, cellular component: plasma membrane; membrane. Gene Ontology annotation, biological process: transmembrane transport; chloride transmembrane transport; monoatomic anion transport. Lineage: Eukaryota; Metazoa; Chordata; Amphibia; Anura; Pipidae. The transcript is spliced from 18 exons. Bases 1402 to 4377 code for a protein of 991 amino acids.